Lutra lutra (Eurasian river otter) is the source of this 358-nucleotide messenger RNA. Its product is annotated as 40S ribosomal protein S24-like. The transcript has a single exon. Gene Ontology annotation, biological process: translation. Bases 55 to 339 code for a protein of 94 amino acids. Gene Ontology annotation, cellular component: ribosome. Gene Ontology annotation, molecular function: structural constituent of ribosome. NCBI's taxonomy places the organism in Eukaryota, Metazoa, Chordata, Mammalia, Carnivora, Mustelidae. The record is from RefSeq and is a predicted model, not a curated record.
UGAAGCUCGGCCGCCAUCACGAACGACACAGUAACUAUCCAGACCAGGAAGUUCAUGACCAACCGACUACUUCGGCGCAAACAAAUGGUCAUUGAUGUCCUUCAUCCUGGAAAGGCAACAGUACCUAAGACAGAAAUUCAGGAAAAACUAGCCAAAAUGUACAAGACCACACCAGAUGUCAUAUUUGUAUUUGGAUUCAGAACCCAUUUUGGUGGUGGCAAGACAACUGGCUUUGGCAUGAUUUAUGAUUCCUUGGAUUAUGCAAAGAAAAAUGAACCCAAACAUAGACUUGCAAGACAUGGUCUGUAUGAGAAGAAAAAGACCUCAAGAAAACAGUGAAAAGAACGCAAGAACAGAA